Toxotes jaculatrix (banded archerfish) is the source of this 1964-nucleotide messenger RNA. RefSeq names its product chromosome 9 C19orf54 homolog (gene actmap). Bases 150 to 1088 code for a protein of 312 amino acids. The record is from RefSeq and is a predicted model, not a curated record. Lineage: Eukaryota; Metazoa; Chordata; Actinopteri; Toxotidae. The transcript is spliced from 7 exons.
GAGCGAUAACAGUUUACAGGAGGGUAGCUUCUGCACAUUGGUUUCCACCCAAAUACCAUUCAGCACCGAGUUAAGAUAACUUUUCGUUUUUCAUCCUGCUUGUAGCCAAUAGAGCUACUAGCUAAGCUGUAUAACCCAGAAGGAGCUGAAUGAAAAUGCCAGUGGAGUGCCCCCUGUCACCUCCACCUCCUCCUCCUCCACCUGCUCCAGGUCCACCACCACCUCCUCCAGGUCCACCACCACCUCCUCCAGCCUCAGCACCCAAGAAGAAGCUGUAUCAGACUAUAGCCAGCAGUAGGAGUCCUGUAGAGGGGGACCACACAGAGGCCCGCUUACUGCUCAGUCAGAGAGACAGCAGUUUUAGGAAGGACCUGCAGUGGAUACUGGUGAACACAUACGUGCCUUCCCUCAUCCAAGAUGGUCCGCAGUGUGGUCUGGUGGCUUUGUGGAUGGCAGCUCACCUUCGACAGCCACAGCUGACUAUUGACAUGCAAACUGUAGUUCAGACAGCACUGAGCAGGGGAUACACAGCACAGGGUGAAAUGUUUUCAGCUAACAACAUGGCCCUGCUGGCAGAAGAGGUUUGUGGCUGCAAGGCAGAAGUGCUGUCUGGGGGUUUAAGUGGUAACAGUGCCACAACCAUCAUCACACACUUGUGGAGGGGACAGCCUGUUCUCAUCCCAUAUGAUGAAGACUACAACCACGAGCCAUGCCAGCGUAGCGGCCACAGGGCACACUGGGCAGUCGCUUCAGGUGUUCUCCUCGGUUUGGACCAGGGGAGUGUGAGCGAAAAGCACCAUCAGCCUGAUCCCAGUCUGCCCUGGCUUUACCUGCCCAGUGACGCCAGCUUUCCUUGUCCCGUCAGCAACACAAGGCUCAGAGAGGUUUACCUCCUGGCUAAGCAGGGUAAAAGCCUGCGGUACCAGCUGUGGAGUUUGGACAGCAUAGCUCAAAGCAACGAGCAACUGAGGACGAUGGACCCUCAGAGAGCUAACGAUGGGACCCAGUAUGUGGUUCCUGAGGGAGGCUUAGAGGCCGGGCUGGCUGGACAGGCAGUGUUGCUCCACACGAGGACACAGGAACAGUAAUAAGUGUGAGGCUGCUGGUCAAGAGGACCCAGCUGCAGCUUAAAUGAUGGAUGCAAAAUGCACCUGAGAACAUGCAGUCUGAGUUUUAUCUGUGUAUCACAGAUCACAGUAAAAACUUCUUAUGGUGCAAUGUACAGUAGAACCUAUGUAAAUCAUGGGUUUUGAACACAUGUGGGUCUAAGUCUUUUUCCAACUUGACCAGCAGGGUUUUUAAAAGGGCUUCAGGAGUGAAUUUCACACAACAGUAAAAAUACUGUAUAUGCCACAUUUCUGAUGUAGCAUAAAUGUUCAUCCUGUUAGGGGUAUGUGAUAUGAAAGUAUUUACAGUAAAGUAAUGAUAAAUUUAUCAACCAUCAAGAGAUUUUGUUUUGUGUGGGUAAAUUUAUAUUAUAUAUAUUGUUCAAUAUUAUAAUAAUAAACAAGAGGCUCUUGGAUUGCAUCGUGUCCCACCAGGAUCUCCAUGACAAAAGAACACAUGCUCAGAGUAUUAAUAGUUAGUUAAUUAAGAACGGAUAAUCUUCCUGGGGCAUUUUGUGUCUCGACUGAAUUCCCAGGACAUGUUCUAAAAGAUUUUAUCCAUGUCACACACCCUUAGACGAUGUCAACACCAACUGUGUGCUGUUUAUAUGGACAAUUAUAUUCUUGUGUGCUAGUUUACAUGAUGAAUUUGCACCAUCACUUAGAGAAUGGAAUAUAUUUCUGUAAUAAAUUGUUUAAAUUCUUGUUUUAAUAUUUGGUCAUCUCAGUUCACUGCCUACUUGUACGGGUUUUGGGAUCUUCAGGUAGGUUUGAGAUUUAAAGAACCUUGUGAUCUGGCUUGUGUGUUGGGGGAGAGUGAAAACAAAAAACAAAGUCUGAAAACUCAUAUUUCCAGUU